This is a messenger RNA of Pseudozyma hubeiensis SY62, 1542 nucleotides long. Its product is annotated as potential E2-like lipid conjugating enzyme Atg3. Gene Ontology annotation, molecular function: Atg8-family ligase activity. Bases 1 to 1542 code for a protein of 513 amino acids. NCBI's taxonomy places the organism in Eukaryota, Fungi, Basidiomycota, Ustilaginomycetes, Ustilaginales, Ustilaginaceae. Gene Ontology annotation, biological process: autophagosome assembly; nucleophagy; autophagy of mitochondrion. The record is from RefSeq and is a predicted model, not a curated record. Gene Ontology annotation, cellular component: cytoplasmic ubiquitin ligase complex; cytosol. The transcript is spliced from 3 exons.
AUGAAACCGUGCAGCGUACGUGGAGCUGUUGCAGCGCCAUCUGGCACGGUUGCAAUGUACGCCUACUCUUUGUGUCCGAAGGACAAUGCUGCCGGAGCAGUCUUGGAAGAGCAAUCUAGGCCCACUAUCUGCAAACACCGAAACGGCCAACCUAAGAUCGCAGAUCGGUCAACCGUGCACAAGAGUGGCGGGGUAACAGCUGGUAGCGUGUGUGAGGACCCGCCGCCACACUUGCUCGGCCACAUUGUGGGCCGGUCGGAGUGGCUCGUGGUGGCGCAGAUGGAUGACCGGGAACGGCAUCGCCGUUGUUCGGACGAAUUCGUAGCUGCCGGUGACUUCCUAUCCUACAAAUUCCCCACCUGGCAAUGGUGUGCAGGCAGCUCCUCCAAGGCGCGCGACUACCUUCCCAAGGACAAGCAGUUCUUGAUCUCAUGCGGAGUACCAUCGCUGCGACGUGUCAGUCAGAUAGAAAAGGGCGUCGGGGUCGGAGUCAAGGACGACGAUGAGAAGCUCAUGAGCUUCGGCGAGGACAGCGGUGCAGAUGCAUCCGAAGACGAUCAGUGGGUCGCUACCCACUUUGACGACCAGCAGACAGGGAGUAGCAGCCGAGCAGCGGAUAUGAUCGACAUCCCAGACAUUGGCGAAGAUCAGUCUGCACCCGAACAUCAGCUCACUGACGUGCAGCAGGACGAUCUCGCCGCUCGUGUAGCUGGCGUCAGCAUUGGGCACCAGAACAAUCCGAUCCAGCCUUCCGCUUCGGCAGGCGAUAUCGGUGACAUUCCAGACAUGCCAGAUAUCCCCGAUAUGGAUGACGAGACCGACGAUCUCGCAGGCGGCAUCGAAGAAGAGGACGACCCAGCUACAGCUGCUCCACUAAAGUUCAACAGCUCUGCAUCCGGCUCUGCUUCGGCUGGUGACAACGGCAAAUUGCUCUCCGUCCGCAAGUAUGACUGCAUCAUAACCUACGACAAAUACUACCAGACACCCCGAAUGUGGCUCGUAGGCUACGACGAGCACGGUGUACCGCUCAAACCAGCUCAGAUCUUCGAAGACGUCUCGUCCGACUAUGCGCAAAAGACGGUCACCAUCGAACCCUUCCCGCACGGUCAUGCGGGGCCGGACAGCUCGGCAACAUCUUCCGCAUCGGCUGUUGGUGUGGCGACCGCCAGCAUCCAUCCGUGCAAACACGCCAGCGUGAUGAAGAAGGUCAUCGAGCGUAUGAACGCGUCGGUGAUCGAAGAGCAGCGGAAAGCAGCUGCUGCAUCGGGUUCCGCGGGUGGCACGGGGGAGAAGAAGAAGUCCAAGAAAGGUUGGAGUGUUUCGAGUGCUGUCAAGAGGGUCACCGGUGGAGCGGGGGAUGCAAGCGCGACCACCGCGAUAGAGGCGAAGGACGCAGGUGCCGGAGCAAGUGGCGAAGCAGCAACCGGUGAGGGGGAAGAAGAGGUCGAAGGUCUGAGAGUAGACCAGUACAUGAUCAUCUUCCUCAAGUUUAUGGCCUCCAUCGUGCCAGCUAUCGAGAUCGACGCUACACAAGCUUUGUAG